Molecule: messenger RNA, 449 nt
Organism: Candidula unifasciata
Lineage: Eukaryota; Metazoa; Mollusca; Gastropoda; Stylommatophora; Geomitridae
Source: the annotation of a GenBank genome assembly
GCCCAUGUGGUCGGUACAAUGUUUGCCUCAACGGGAUGUGCGAUCCUCAGUCCAGUCAAUGCGUAUGCGACGCAGGCUUCAUUACAGACCCCAUCAACCCGCUACAGUGUCUCCCGGUUCCACCUUGCAAUCUCUUACAAGGAUCGCCACAUGAACAGUGCCUCAAUGGAGCCUGUGUACAAAAUUUCCCAGGUCUCUACGCCUGUGCAUGCUACAAUGGAUAUCAACAGAGUUUUACCAAUCCCAAUAUUUGCGACAAUAUUGACGAAUGUAGACUGCCUGGUCUCGGCUGUGCACCUGGCUCAUGCACAGAUUUGAUUGGUGACUACUCAUGCACGGCUUGUGUCAUAGGCUACACUUUAGACCAGCGUGGUAAAUGUCUGAUGAAUAAUCAAGGACAGAACAGUGCACUCCCUUGGCUAUUUCCAAUGAUGGACGGCAUGUUCUGA